Messenger RNA from Seriola dumerili (greater amberjack), 2934 nucleotides. RefSeq lists its product as uncharacterized. The transcript is spliced from 3 exons. The record is from RefSeq and is a predicted model, not a curated record. Gene Ontology annotation, cellular component: SCF ubiquitin ligase complex. The coding region runs from base 315 to 1466 and encodes 383 amino acids. Gene Ontology annotation, biological process: protein polyubiquitination; SCF-dependent proteasomal ubiquitin-dependent protein catabolic process. Gene Ontology annotation, molecular function: protein binding. Lineage: Eukaryota; Metazoa; Chordata; Actinopteri; Carangiformes; Carangidae.
CUCAGCUGUUCGGCGGCUAACUAGCCGGCCUAGUUACUGAAUUCUGUUCUCUACAGUUUUUAGGUGUUUCAUUUGUACAUGUUACUUUUUACAGUUACUAAUGCAUUCGGAUACAAAGCAAAUUUUAUAAAAUAUUCAACGAUGCGCGGCAAUUAGCUGUAUUAUUUUAAACCCCUUUGUCUCAUCUCUGCUAGCUCCUAGCAGGUUAGCAUUUAAACUGAGGACGAGGGGGAGCCAGUUCGACCAAAAGGCCAGAAACAUUUAUGGCAGAACUAGACCACAAGACCAACCGGUGGAGAUUCUGACCUCCACCAAUGACGACCAACAUCAUUUCCUCAUCUGUCAUCAUGUCACCGAGAAAAAGACCCCUGGUGCCUGUAAGCAGCCGUCGGAAAGCAACGGAUGACUACUUCCCUUUCAACUUCCUGCCGGUGGAGUGCCAGCUGCAUGUCUUGUCCUUUCUGAAUGAGGUGGAUAAAUGUAGCUGUGCCUUGGUUUGCCUGAGCUGGAGCUGUCUCGUCCGCUCGUGGAAGCUGUGGCGGGUGGCUGACUAUUCCCGUCGCGGUGUCUUCCAUCUGGGUCAGGAGGGGCUGCUCGUUUCCAACCGCGAGUUCGAGAGGUGGAAAUCCUGGGUCCACCAUUACACCCACCACCUCAUCUCCCGCCGGGCGAGCCUGCUCACACUGAAGGCCAGCUUUGACCUGGGGGAUCGUUGCAACAAGUGGUGCGAGCUGCUGAGCCACCUGCUGGAUAAUGUUCACUGCAGAGACCUCAGCCACCUGGACCUCAACUGGACCUUUACUCUUCUUGAGCCGCUGGACCUCAGGGUCCACUCCAGCUCCAGCUCACACCAGGACAGCAUUACCAAAAUGGACCAGGUGACGAGUUUCCAGGAGCUGCUGACCAAACUCACCCACAGCUGCCCGCGCAUCUCUAAGAUGCGGCUACAUUUUGACUGGUCGGACUUGUCCGUGUCGCUGCUCACCCAGUUCCAGCAGCUCAGAGUCCUUGAGCUCAAAUAUUUCUGGGUCUUUAAAGGAGUGACUCCCUCGACGCUGCAGACCCUAACCAAAUCCCUGCCUAACCUGAAGUCUCUGACUCUACACAUCCUGGUGCCACUAAGGAAUCUGGGCAUCUCCUACACUCUGGAGUCCCAGUCUCUGGAGUUCCUGGACGUGUCGCCCAGCCGAGGCUUAGUCUUCUCCUGCCUGAAGCUGCCGGCCCUGCGCGAGCUUCGAGCCAAGAAGAUCGUCCGCGGGAUCACGCUGGACCGGAGGACCAGGCUGAGGAUUCAGCACCGAUGGCCCUGCCUGUACCACGUCCUCCGUGAGGGCACGCCGAAGCUUCAGGCCCUUAACAAUGAGAGGCUCCUCCCUACAUGGCGAGAGGAGAGCUACGGGGAGCUGUCUGCUAUCCUGGAACAGUCCUGUUACUGUGUUCAGCAUCUGGACAGCUGGCUUUGGUAGUCAGCUGUAAAUGAAGUACAUCCCACAUCUGGUGGUCAGUUGGUAGAUUCCAGAAGAAAGCAGUAUAUUUCCUGUAAACACGCCAUCUCUGGCCUGAUCUAAGUGAACUGAACAUGCACUCAUAGGGACACAUAGUUGCAGAUAAAACUGAGACUUGAAGUCAAAUCAAAUGACUGCAAACUGUUUCCAAAACAGUAAGCUGCUGCUGUUAAUGUGGAGACGCUUUCCUAAAUGUCGACAAGACAAUGAUAAACAGCGUGUCUGUAAUUGUUUUAUUUUGUUGGUCCAAUAUCUCCAAAAAAAACAAAACAAAACUGAUUGUACUGUGUUGUGCUGGCCUAGAUUCAUCGUCCGUGGUCCGUGUUAUGAAAAGAAGACUAAACGACUGAGUGAGUGUAAUGGCUCCUCAAAGCUGUGGAGCAAUGCCUUUUAAACUUUAACUAAACCUGUUCAAAGAGAAACCUAUGACAGCGUACCAGGGCUCACGGUUGAGGGGAAAAACAACAAUCCAGACUAAAGGCAAAAUAUUUGGAGAAAAACAUUUGAAUUAAAGUCAGUAUUGAGAAAAAAAAGUGUAAUUUCAAGAAAACAAGUUAUCUAAAAAGUCCUGUAUCAUUUUCAGAAAUAUGUGUGAUGUAAUGAGAGAAAAGAAAAUGUUAUAAUCUGAUAUAAAAAUCACAGGGACCGAUUAUUUAAAUCUCAAAAUAUCACAUUUUUAUACAAAAUUAUCAACAUUGAGUUUUUUCUUGAAAUAUCCUGAUUUUCUUUCUAGAAAUAUUACAAAUAUAUAUUACAAGUUAAUAUUACAACUUUUCCCAUCCAAAAUAUUCUUUUUUUCCCUUAAAAAAAAUGUAUGUGUAUUCUUAAUAUAUUACACUUAAACCUCAAAAUAUUUUGCCUUUCUUCUGUCUCUGAUUCCCAUGAACAACAUUUUCUCAAUUGUGAAAAACUGACAUGUACUGUAUUGUAUUGAUCACUAUUGUUAUUAUUUUGGUUAUUGAUUGAAUGCAGUUGUAUUUAUCCUCACACAGUCAGAUGUAAAGCUGCAAAGAAACAGAGCCUUUGACUAGAAAACUGCACAAACGGCCGACGAGAUCAGUCGUGAACUGAUAGUACGCGACUGAUCUCGUCGGCCGUUUACACAUUUUAACCACGUAAAUCUCAGUAACAACAGAAGAAAAAAAAAUCAACAAUCUGUGGCAAGUUAAAGCACAACAGUACAGGACCAAAAAGCCUCUCAGAAUUGCUGGGUUCUGACCCUGGGUUUUAAAUGACCUGAAAACACAAGCUGGUUCUGAUUUAAAUACUUGGCACCUUCAGACUGACAGUAUUAAUCUGGUGUAAUCCCAAUCAGGAACCAGGUAUCAUUCCAGUGCUGGACCAGUUUGCACUCGACAUGUUUUUAUUUCCUUGUUGAUGUGUGAUUUUAGAUGAAAUUUUAAUCAUGUAUUUUUAUUUUAAAAGCAGA